Aspergillus piperis CBS 112811 is the source of this 3135-nucleotide messenger RNA. Its product is annotated as putative GPI-anchored cell surface glycoprotein. The record is from RefSeq and is a predicted model, not a curated record. NCBI's taxonomy places the organism in Eukaryota, Fungi, Ascomycota, Eurotiomycetes, Eurotiales, Aspergillaceae. The transcript has 5 exons. Bases 323 to 3046 code for a protein of 907 amino acids.
GGAUCUGCGCGGUUGUGGUUACAAUUACAACGAGUAUAGCUGGAUAUUGGUACGUGGAGAAGAUAGUUGGACUGCUUCGUGCCCCGUUGGUGGUUCAUGCCAGGUGUUCUGGGUUUCCAGGAGGCCCGACAAGCCCCAAAUCCCCGUCGCAUAACCCUUCCGAUUGAAUACCUUCAUUUCGACAGGAAUAGACACUGUAGUCCGCCUGCCAUUCUGUCCGUUACCUCCGAAGUAUCAGUGGUUGUAUAAUACAGGACUCGGCCGGGACAAGCCGUAUUUCGGGGUUGCUGAAGGGAUUGAAGUGAUUGAGAAACAGUGAACAAUGGUUGGUAGGGCUUCUGUUGCGAGGGAACUUGGGUCCCCCGCUGCUCUCUCCCUCGACUUGACUCCCAGAGAAACACGUCGAAGUUCGUCUCGUGCGUCACGUAAAACAACACGUGAACCAGAAGCUCUUCCUUCGAACUUAUCUCACUCUUCUGUCUCAUUGCCCCCUACACCUGUCACCACGUCAUUCGAAGAACAGCUCCCAUCUGCCAAACGUCGCAAGACGCAGCGUUCUGCCACUGUAGACGAGAAGACAAGUUUGAACCAAGAAUCUGCCCAAACCCCGAAUCAACAAGGUUCUGGUGGUCCCUCGCAGAUAUCCAACAGCGUCCCUAAGAAAAGAGGACGCGGCAGGAAAUCGGCCUUAGCCAACGGUGAGACCGUGCAACCUGCAACUCCUACUUCCAAUCCCAAGCAACAGUCACAGUCGACGUUGCAUAACUUUCUGUCAAGAACACUCAAAGAUCGACGCAAGUCUCUUGCUACUCAAAAUCCGUCACCAAACCCCACCAUGUCUACUUCUCACGUCUCCUCUCCCGCCAUGAACUCUUCUGCUUCCAACAGCCGCAAGACGCGUAAGUCUAUGCCAGCAAAGCUGAACGGCUUCGAGAACAGCGAGAAGACUUCUUCCGUGGACUCUACCUCUUCUCUCACUUCUACUCCCAACGCUCAGAGCGGCAAAGCCGAUAAAGCUCCCGCUAAUUCUGCUGCGUCUGCCAUUACUGCUGAAGCUGCUGAAGCCCAGGAGGCCAGCACCAAGCUUGCAACAUCUGCUACGCAGCCUCGCUCUACUCCUCGUACUACGACUGCCAGAUCUCGUCGUGCCGAACGCAAGUCCAGAGCAAUGGCUGCAACUCAGAAUUCCAAAUCAGCUCAGUCUACUCCCGUCUCUGCAGUGAAUUCAAGCAGUCACAAGCCUGCCCAUUCACAGGUUGCUACUCGAACCAGUUCGCGACCCCAGCGAUCUACUCGAAAGUCUGCAAUCAACGCCGCAAGCCAGGCCGUGGAUGACGCUUCUUUUGAAACGCCUUCUGUCUCAAAGACACCCUUUGGCCGCGAGGUUGCUGACAGCAUUGAAAGUACCCCUGCUAUUGACAGCAAGGCUGAAUUCGACACCAUGUCUGGAUACGACUUGGAUACCCCCGGAAUCGAACGCAGUACUCCGUACGGCGAAAGUUUUCCUUUUGAAUACCAUGCUGAUAUGUAUGGAAACAAAUUUGGUCUUGAUGGCUCCAAUGAGGGCCCAGGAUCCCCAACUGCCAGCUACUCAACCACUACGUCAGCUGCGCGCACAUCUGGAAGGACCCGAAAGCCUACCAUCAAGGCUAUGGAAUCUUUGGAAUCUGAAAGGCGCUUCCGCAGAAACCGUGCACCAUCAUCUAAGCCAGAGUCUGCUCUCAAGGAAGUAAAGGGCAAGGCAGCAGUCAAGAAGACGCGUGCCAACAAACAGGCCAAUGCGAAAACAGCUGGUAUUGCACAGGCGUCGAAGGCAGGCGUCGAAGGAAAUUGGGCAGUUUUAGCAAAUCGCCUUCUUGACCUGGCCGCGGCAGCUGUUGCUCCAGAAUUUGAGCCGUCAUCGGAAGCCGAGGGCUGGGUCGAGGAGCUACGCAAGGAGUACAUGGAGAAGCAGGAGAAGAAGACCGAAACUCCAGCGGUGCAGUCCGAGGCGGAGCUCGUGACCGAGGCCGCAUCCGAAGCGCAGCCCCAGGCAGAGAUCGGCGUUGAGGGAUCAAGCCAAACAAAUAAAUUUGGCGAAGAGCUUGUCGUUGUCGGCGAAGGCUAUUCUUGGUUCCGCCCUAACAACACCUACGGAGACAAAUUGCUCCCCCAGCCUCCAAUCCGCCUGAAGUCUCAUGAACAGUUCGAGAAGGACCGCAUCUUCGGUUAUCCCCCACGCAUGGGAGAGCGCAACCUGCCUCAGGAUAACAAGAUGCCUUUCUUCUUCGAAAACGUGGACGAGGUCAAGGCGACCAUCAAGGCUCGGGAGGAGGCCCGCAAGAGAGGAAUUGCCGUCGAUCGAAUGAUGCCGGCUGCCUACAUCCAAACCUUGAUCGCCCAGCACGAUGAAACCGCCCCGAAAGAUGGUCCAGGCGAAGUGAAAGAGGCCAAAGAGACCAAGGAGCCGACUCGCAAACGGCGCCGCGGCGGCGAAGCCUCAGAAACCACUCAAGUGCCCAAGCGACGCCGGAGGGAGCCAGAGCCGGAACCAACUCCACCCGCUGAGCCGCCCAAAACGCUGCGCAUCAAGCUGACCUUGAAGGGAGGAGCGGGCGCAGCGACCAGGAAGCGAUCCUAUUCUGAGAUGGAAGAUCAGCCCGCCGAGAUGAAGCCUGCCGAAACGAAGCCCGCCGAGGGGAAGAGUCAGCAGGAGCGGUCUAGCCCUUCCAAAAUCCUGAAGCUCGGUCUGCGUCGCAAUUACACUCAAGAGAUGAUCAGACGCACGACUCCAGAAGAUCUUGCGAUGGGUCCCCCCGAACCACCCAAAGACAUGUAUGAGGCUUUCAAUGUAGCUCCCCCUCCUGGACCGCCACCCCGAAACUUCAACACAGCUCCUGGAGGACGUCCCCGUCGCCGUGCUGCGGCUGCCCUGAUUGCAGAAUUUCAGAAUCACGCCGAGGAGAGGGCUCGUCGCGCCAACGCACGCAAACGGAACGUUCCAUCGGACAAACCUGACGAUCCUAAUACUAAACCCAACGGCCAGCCGAAUGGCCAACCCAACUGAGAUAAUCCUCAAGCGUCAGGCUUCACUCGUCACACUAUGAAAAAAAUCGCAUAUUCGCGGUCUGCGAGGCACCUCGACUCGCAUACCAG